UCACGACUACAGAGAAAUGUGUAUACGAUAUCACGGGCAACUGUGUGACUCAGUGGGCAUAGUCUGGUGUCGUCUGCAGCAAACAGGCGAUUCAUCCAUUGAUACGCUGCGAACAUAGCAGGUCACCAGUACACAGUAUGUUUGCCGCUCUUCAGGGAGAAAGGUCAAAAUAUAGGACGGUCGCCUCGCCACUGGGUGACUGAGACAGCCCGUCUGCUGUCCAAAUCAAGGUCACUCCCUCGCUCUGUGCGAAAACACUAAUAGACAGAUGGUACAAACAGUGUGACUUGAACAGUAUAGGACCUGAACGGUGGGACCUGACAUCUUCAAAUAUACGCAAACAGAGGCGUUCAACUAUUCUACUAUGCCCUCGGUGUUAUCCACAAUAGGAGGGUACAUAACCCCUGUGUUGGAACUGGUGCAGUCGCUUCUACCCCAGGAACGAUCUGUCUCCACCCGUACUGCCCUCAUUUUCUCGUCCACCCUGCUGCUUGGCUAUCUGCUUCUGGGAAGGGAUGGGAAGAAACGACCCCCUGGGCCUAUUGCCUUCCCCGUCAUUGGCAACAUGCCACAGAUGGCCGGCAUCAGGAACAUCUAUCGGUUUAUGAUGAAGCUGCGACAUCGGUACGGCGACGUGUACAGGCUGAAGGUGGGGUCGAUGACGAUGGUGGUUGUGUUCGGACCUAACCUGAUACGAGACACUCUGGUGAACAAAAGCAGUUACGUCAUCAACAGGCCCAACUGGAUCUACAUUCUCAAGAAGAUCUUCAAUGGGAAAGGUGUCUUCUGGAGUAAUGGCGACCAAUGGCGCUCCAUGAGGAAGUUCGCUGUCAUGACCCUGAGAGACCUCGGGGUGGGGAAACGGUCGUUGGAGGAGCGCAUAUUCGAGGAGUGUUGCAUCCUAACCGAGACGUGGGAGGCCCUUGAGGGGAGCAGCUUCAAUGUCAAACCGUACCUGGCGAAUGCUGUAUCCAACAUCAUGUGUAACAUCGUAUUCGGGGAGAGGUUUGAGUACACAGACAAGGACUUCAACAAGCUGCUGGGAUACCUUGAGUUCCUGUUCAGGAACGCUGGUAUCCAGGUCCCCGAAAACUUCUUCCCAUGGAUCAAGUACAUCCGGGGGGAUGCACCAGCCCAAAAGAUGAUUAACAAUGACAAGAAGUUGCAGGAAUUCGUGCUGAAGAAAGUGAAUGAGCACCGGAUGGACUUUGACCCCGACAACCCGAGAGACUUUAUUGACUACUUCCUGAAGGCCGAGUUAGAGGGGGACGGUAAAAUUGCGGUAGAGGACGUGUUCCGUACCAGUGUGGAUCUGUUCCUGGCGGGUUCGGAGGCAACGUCUGUGUCGUUGCAGUGGAUGUUGCUGUAUUUGUCAAGCUUCCCCGACAUCCAACAGCGAUGUCAUGACGCAAUCCAGAAGGUGACAGGGGGCGGGCGGCCUGUGACGCUUGCGGACAAGGACAAGCUGACAUAUAUUGUAGCCACCCUCAACGAAGUCCUGCGUCUGGCAUCCAUUGCGCCGAUGACACCCCCGCAUGCUGUGACCAAACCAUGCGAGAUCGGAGGCUACCACGUCGACGCCGACACCAUUGUGAUAUUCCACAUCUACUCCGGCCACAUGGACCCUAAACACUGGAAACAACCGGAAGUGUUUCGCCCCGAACGCUGGAUAGACACGGAGGGCAGGAUCAUCAAAAACACGGCCUUUAUGCCGUUUGGAGGGGGACCUCGCACGUGUUUGGGGGAGCCUCUGGUGAUGAUGGAGUUGUUCCUGUUUGCCACCAACUUGUUGCAGCGGUUUGAGUUCCGACUGGAACCAGGAGCGGGAACCCCGAGUCUGGAAGGGUAUCAGGACGGCAUCACCAACUUACCCGUGGACUUCAACAUACAGGCAGUCACCCGCUCCACGGCCUGACUCUGGCAGCUCAGAGCAUCAACAAGUUCACAAUGUGUAGACUAACGAUUAGUAUCUGGAUAUAUAUAGUUUAGAUAAAAACAAAUAAAUCAUUUAGUGUCACACAACACCCAGUGACAAUGAAGAUUCAGAGCCUGUGGAAAUCUAGACUUGCUUCAAUCUAGAGCUUUAGCACUUCAUAAGGGGCUUGGCGGAAGGGGAGAUAAUGCGGUUCAGGGACUGAGGCUGACUACUUCGUGCGUAGCUGUCAUGUCGUCCUGGACAUCCACAGCCAUUUGGCUCCCUAGUAAGUCUAUUGUAUCAACACAAGUUUGGGAUGAGUUUGUCACCAGGGGGAUUCAGGGUAAGAUUGUCGUUACAUGAUGAGUCAUGAUGGGUUUGUGUGUAUGUUUGUAUCUUUGUGUGUGUGUUUUUAUAUGUCACGGUCAAACGCACGCGUUCUAACGGAACAUGCUGUGUCUAAAUAAAACAUUUGGAGCAUAUCCCAUGAAACAGA
Messenger RNA from Haliotis rubra (blacklip abalone), 2411 nucleotides. Its product is annotated as cytochrome P450 2J6-like. Gene Ontology annotation, cellular component: cytoplasm; intracellular membrane-bounded organelle. Gene Ontology annotation, molecular function: oxidoreductase activity, acting on paired donors, with incorporation or reduction of molecular oxygen, reduced flavin or flavoprotein as one donor, and incorporation of one atom of oxygen; iron ion binding; heme binding. The transcript is spliced from 8 exons. NCBI's taxonomy places the organism in Eukaryota, Metazoa, Mollusca, Gastropoda, Lepetellida, Haliotidae. The record is from RefSeq and is a predicted model, not a curated record. Gene Ontology annotation, biological process: xenobiotic metabolic process. The coding region runs from base 365 to 1915 and encodes 516 amino acids.